AUGAUGUUUAACGUCCCGGAGAAAACACGGGCAGCGCCCGUGUUUCAGAAGCCUCCCGAAGGGCAUGGAGACAUUUGCUGGAGGAAUGUAAAGGAUGGCAAGCCUAUAAUAAAAUUCAUAAUAAUGAAUUUAAAAGAAUUUGAUGUAUUUGUUCUGAAUGCUAUCUAUGAACUUUUUUAUAUCAAAGUGACCCCCCUGCAGAUCAUCAUAGAGGGUGUAGACAAAAAGAGUGCUGCUCAGGCAUUCAAGGAAUGGUGGAGAAGUCAACCCUCAACAGAUCUAUAUGUUUUCUCAGAUGGAUCAGAACGGAGCCUUGACAACAGCAGGCAGGUGGGCUAUGGCUUCAUAGUCUAUCAGGGAAAUAAACAGCUGGCCAGCUUCUCAGCUGCGCUGAGCCCUAUGUCACAUGUCUUCGACGCUGAGGCAGUUGGUGCCUGCCGGGCACUAGAGUGCGCCGUGAAGCUCCUACCUUGUGUCACAGAGGACAGCAGCAACCCUCAGAUCUGGCUCUGCCUCGACAACACCUCAGUCAUCUGGGGCAUACGGGGCAGUGCAGCAGCCUCCUCAAACUGGGCCUACAACCGCUGCCAUGAGCUCCUCAGACAGCACAAUCUCGGCCUGAAAUGGGCUCCUGGGCAUAUGGGGAUAGGGGGCAAUGAGGAAGCAGACCGCUUGGCUAAGCGGGCAGUCUCAUCCACUGCAGCCCCAGCCUAUGGUCUCGAGGCCACACCCACAGUCAGUGGGGUCCGCACAGUGGCCAAGCAGCUCAGCCAAGAGGCAAGGCGAAAGUGGUGGAGUGGAGCCUGUGGCAGGCUCUCUGACUGGUACCGGGGCUGGAGUUUCAGCAGGCCGACUGUGGAAUACCAAGUGAAGGCCCCUCCGGAGCUCACCAUGCCACGGCAUGCCCUUCACCGCUGGCUCGCACUCCGCUCCUCUCAUGGGGACUUCUCCUGGUACCACAGGCGUUUCCAGCAUGCAGAUGCGAGGCUCACCUGUGUCUGUGGACACAACAAGAGCCCAGAACAUUUGGUGCUCUGUCGACACUCACAGAGGCACUUUCUUCACUGGCCCAAGAGGCCAGCAGCACGGCCACACAACCGGGCGACAGCUGUUGCCUAUCUAGGGUCUCUGACCCCUACAGACUUUGUAGAACUGCUGGACUUCACGCAGUUCUACACACGGUACUGCACAAGGUAA
This is a messenger RNA of Histoplasma mississippiense, 1197 nucleotides long. RefSeq lists its product with no specific name. Bases 1 to 1197 code for a protein of 398 amino acids. Lineage: Eukaryota; Fungi; Ascomycota; Eurotiomycetes; Onygenales; Ajellomycetaceae. Gene Ontology annotation, molecular function: RNA-DNA hybrid ribonuclease activity; nucleic acid binding. The transcript is spliced from 4 exons. The record is from RefSeq and is a predicted model, not a curated record.